Caenorhabditis briggsae is the source of this 303-nucleotide messenger RNA. The coding region runs from base 1 to 303 and encodes 100 amino acids. The record is from RefSeq and is a predicted model, not a curated record. Lineage: Eukaryota; Metazoa; Nematoda; Chromadorea; Rhabditida; Rhabditidae. The transcript has 3 exons.
AUGAACGGAAUCUUGAAAAUUUCUUUCAUUAUUGAUUUUUCCCGAAGAAAAGGGUCAGUUUUUUUUCAAUAUUCUUCAAAAAUUAUAACUCGAAACGCUGAAGUUUGUCGUGGAUGUGGCAAAUCAUGCCAAAGGGAUCCAGCCACCUCCACCUCCUUCAUAAAUCGACUCAAUCCAAUAUGUGUUGAACGUCAACAAAAUGUUCAUGAACGUCAAGAAACACUGUUGAGCUCCGAGCAAAAAUCAACUGGACAGAGAGAAUCGGAAAAGGAAAAGGACUGCUGGACAAUAAAAAUGUAUUGA